This is a messenger RNA of Plectropomus leopardus (leopard coralgrouper), 815 nucleotides long. The record is from RefSeq and is a predicted model, not a curated record. Lineage: Eukaryota; Metazoa; Chordata; Actinopteri; Perciformes; Serranidae.
GAUGCUAGCUCAGCUGGUUGGUUUAUUGUACCAUCCAGUCCGCCUGAAUUUUGCCGCAAAGGAAACUGAAUCGAUACCAUUUUAAAACGUGCAACCAAGGAGCGGGAGAGACAACGAUGUAGUCGCUUACUGUUCGAUUUCUUUCUUAGCUGUUUGUUGAUUUAGUGCGUGUGUUAUGUUUAGCAUUAUUCUCUGUUUUCAUUGCCGCACCCACCACAUUCAUUUUUCAUUGUGGACUAGCUAGCGACCGUUUGCUGGGAGCUAACCGGAGCAGCAGGUGUAACGUUAUUUUGAAGAACCAACUAGCAACCACCGAGCAUCGCUGUUGUCUCAAAUUGCUAAUUUGAAAUCAUAUUUUGAUCAGCUCCGAGAUUUAUGCCACAUCUUUACAAUCGUUACAGCCCAGUAACGUUAAUCGGUUAGCCCGUUAACGGUCAUCAUGACAGGUGAGAAGAUACGCACCAUGCGAAAGGACCACAACAAACCAAACAAAAAUGAGGAGAUAAUGGACACGUACGAUGAGACAUCAAACGGGACUAUCCCUAACGGUACCAGCAACCAUUUCAAGUCCAACAAGGCUUUUCAGAAAGCAGUCAAAUCCUCGGCACUGCAGCAGCAACAGCAGCUCAACGCGAACAACAUCAACGGCAAUCCAUCAUCGGUUGGCACCAUCGUUAAUGAUAACAACAAGAAUCCCAUUAUCCUGACCAGUGAGGACUUGGAGUUCCCAGUUCAUGAGUGCGUGUUCAAGGGAGAUGUGCGUCGGCUCUCCUCUCUCAUCAGGACCCACAGCAUCUCCCAGAAAGAUGUACAUG